AUGGCAGCCCUGCGCACGCCACCAGAUGCCCCGGCCGCCCAGCUGGAGAGGGCGGAAGAUGGGGCGGGCUGCAGCCCUGGUGAGGAGGAGGAGGAAGAGGAGGAGGAGGAAGACGAGGUCGUGGUGGAGGACGAGGAGGAGGUGGCGGAGGUGCAGGUGGUGGAGGAGGUGGACGAGGAGGUGGAGGAGGUGACGGCCGAGGAGCCGAGCGCGGUGGUGGGGACCCAGGAGCCACUGAGCAGAGGCCGUGACGCCAAGUCCCCAGGGCUGCAGGAGAAUGCCCUGCAGACGUCUCAGGCUCCAGCCUUUCCUGGGGAUGAAGACUUGGAGGAGGAGGAGGAGGAGGGGGAGGAGGAGGAGGAGGAAGAAGAGGAAGAGGAAGAGGAGGUGACCGAGAAUCACCUCCUGACAGCUAGCUCCCAGGGGCUGGUGACUUUUGAGGAUGUGGCGGUGUACUUCACCCUGGAGGAGUGGCACGGGCUGGACGCAGGCCAGCGGGACCUCUACAAGGACGUCAUGCAAGAGAACUAUGGUAUCCUGGUGUCUCUGGGGUACCCGAUCCCCAAGCCGGAUCUGAUCUUCCGGCUGGAACAAGGGGAAGAACCAUGGGUUCCAGACAGCCCACGUCCCGAGGAGGGAGACAUCGUCACUGGCGUCUACACAGGGGCCUGGUUCUGGACUGAUGACAUGGAGGACCACGAGGACGAAGAUGACGAGGACUUCCUGGCGGAGGUGGCCGAGGAGGAGAACGAGCCCCCUGGGCUGUGGUCGGCGGCCUAUGGCGUGGGGGACGUGCCGGGGACCUGGGGCCCUGAUGACUCGGACUCGGCGCAGACCGCGGAGGGAUGGGGGCCCGACGCGGGGGGCCUCAGGAUCCUGGCCGACGGGUCUGAGGCGAAGCCCUUCCUGACUGGACGGGAGCCCGGCGAGGACCUGCUGGCGCCCUGGGCGUUCCCGGCUGCGGUGGCCGCCCCCGCGGGGCGGCCCGAGACCACCUGCGAUGUCUGCGGCAAAGUGUUCCCGCACCGCUCGCGGCUGGCCAAGCACCAGCGCUACCACGCCGCCGUCAAGCCCUUCGGCUGCGACGAGUGCGGCAAGGGCUUCGUGUACCGCUCGCACCUGGCCAUCCACCAGCGCACGCACACCGGCGAGAAGCCCUUCCCGUGCCCGGACUGCGGCAAGCGCUUCGUCUACAAGUCGCACCUGGUGACGCACCGGCGCAUCCACACCGGCGAGCGGCCCUACCGCUGCGCCUUCUGCGGCGCGGGCUUCGGCCGCCGCUCCUACCUGGUGACGCACCAGCGCACGCACACGGGCGAGCGGCCCUACCCGUGUCCGCACUGCGGCCGCAGCUUCAGCCAGAGCUCGGCCCUCGCGCGCCACCAGGCCGUGCACACCGCCGACCGGCCGCACUGCUAUCCCCCUUCACAGAUUUCUACUCUCUUCCAAGAACAACCGAAAAUGAACAAAUCCCAGGAAUGUAAUAGAUGUGGAAAAUCCUAUUAGAAGUCAGCCCUAACUGAACAUCAGGUAACUCAUACAGGAAUAAAACCCUAUGACUCUAGUCAGUGUAAAAAGUCUGUCUAUAAAAUAUACAGGUUUUCUGUACGUCAGAGAACUCACACAGGGGAGCAGCUCUAUGAAUGUAACAAAUGUGGAAAAUGCAGAUCUGCAUAG
Messenger RNA from Orycteropus afer afer, 1677 nucleotides. The record is from RefSeq and is a predicted model, not a curated record. Lineage: Eukaryota; Metazoa; Chordata; Mammalia; Tubulidentata; Orycteropodidae.